CACACAAAUGCCUGCAUAAAUGUAAAGCAAGAGCAAGUGUAAGCUAGUAGUCCUCUCUCUCUCUCUCUCAACCCUUAGCUUGCAAUUCUUCUCUCUUCAUGCAUGCAUGUCUACACAAAAUGAUAUACAUACAUAUAUACUUGCAAGCAGUAGUAGUUAGUUAGCUCUCUCCCACACAGGCAUACUUGUACAGCUGUGCUACAUACUGAUGAUGGCGUCCCAUGAACCCCACCACCACCUACUCGGCUUCUCCUCCUCAUCGCCGGUGACUCCUAACCCUGCCGCCAUGGCCAUGGCCUUCGACCACCACGGCCUGUUCGCUCCACUCCACGGGGACAUGCCACCGCGAUCCGGAGGUGCCGACGACAGGCCAUGGCCGCCGCAAGUGUCGACGCUCUCUCUCUACGACACGGCCAGCCAGCAUGAGCUGCAACCUUUCACGGUGGCGCCGCCAUCGAUGAUGUCCAUGCAGCAGCAGCCCUUCCGGUUAAAUAGCUCUAGGUACCUGGGCCCUGCGAGGGAGCUGCUUGGUGAGUUCUGCAGCCUCGAAGGUGAUGCCAUGAACGGCGGCGCGAUGAUGCGAGCUCCGAAGCGGGACGGUGAAGUGGAGGCGUCGUCGCCGGCGUGUGGCCCAUGGGGCGCCAACCCGUCUCUGAGCUCCAUGAAUUACAUGGCGCUCGAGAGGAGAAAGGCCAGGCUCUUGUCCAUGAUUAAAGAGGUGGACAGGUGCUACCGACGAUACCGUGAGAAAAUGCGGGCGACAGAGUUGUCGUUCGAGGCGGUGGCCGGCACGGGGGCAGCACAAGUGUACACGAAGCUGGCGAUGCGUGCCAUGUCACGCCACUUCCGAUGCCUGAGGGAUGCGCUCGUGGGGCAGAUACGAACUUUGAAGAAAUCAAUGGGGGAGAGCAGGGAUGCCGAGGGCAUGUUGGUAGCACCGGGUGCGUCAAAAGGGGACACGCCGAGGCUAAGGGUUGUGGACCAAUGCCUGAGGCGGCAAAGGGCGUUCCAGCAAUAUGGGGGUGCUGCCGCCAUUGAGAGCUGCCCAUGGCGCCCCCAGCGCGGCCUGCCAGAGCGCGCCGUCGCCGUCCUCCGCUCGUGGCUCUUCGAGCACUUCCUCCACCCGUAUCCAAAUGACGUAGACAAGCACAUUCUGGCGCGCCAAUCUGGGUUAUCAAGAAGCCAGGUUUCCAACUGGUUCAUCAAUGCAAGGGUUAGGCUAUGGAAGCCCAUGAUAGAGGAGAUGUACGCAGAAGAAACCAUACAACAUGAGGACGGUGGCACUAGCGGUGGUAAAGGCGAACUUGCUCCCACGGAUCAUCAUCACAACAACUUGGCAGCAUGGACGACGGUUACGACAACAGGAGAUCAAAGUUGCCAUCGCCUUAGCGGCAGAAACAACCCUGGUGACUGCUUCAUCCCAUCCUCCCUGGUUGCCGACGGCAGCCAAUUUCUCCAUGACUACCCAAGUUUGUGCAGUGAUAGCGGCAGCGGCAUGGUGUCGCUUACCUUGGGACUCCAACAGCAACGGGCGUUUACAUCACCGGCGAUGAUCAUGCAACAACAAUCGCCGCUCAUGAUUGGAGCUGAGGAGGAAGACAUGGUGCUACCGUAUAGGAACCUCAUGGGGUCUGAGCUGUUGCAUGAUUUCGUAGGCUAGGAGCCUGGGAGACAAGAACAUAAUCUAGUGCUACAACCCAUAUAGGUGCCACCAGAUUCUUAGGCAACCUGCACCGAUUGAUUGAAUAUGUGUAUAUUGUUGUACAACUUAAGUAAAGAAGUUAA
Molecule: messenger RNA, 1785 nt
Organism: Triticum aestivum (bread wheat)
Lineage: Eukaryota; Viridiplantae; Streptophyta; Magnoliopsida; Poales; Poaceae
Product: homeobox protein BEL1 homolog
Exons: 4
Coding region: 209-1660 (483 amino acids)
Biological process (GO): regulation of DNA-templated transcription
Molecular function (GO): DNA binding
Source: RefSeq, a predicted model, not a curated record